Molecule: messenger RNA, 3561 nt
Organism: Neospora caninum
Lineage: Eukaryota; Apicomplexa; Conoidasida; Eucoccidiorida; Sarcocystidae
Exons: 2
Coding region: 1-3561 (1186 amino acids)
Source: RefSeq, a predicted model, not a curated record
AUGCAGGCCUACUACGGAGUGCCUUCCGCCACACAAAUGAGCGGCUGUUUACCUCGCUCGGGUCGCGUCUGCAAUGGUGUAGGAAACUGUACGUUCGGGAGAAGAGAGGCGCGUGCAACGACGCCUGCUGUUCGUUCCCGAUCUGUGAAGUCGGCCAGUGCGGAGAGUUCGUCAAGUACCAUCAGUCGCCGUCAGCAGUCCCACUCGCCUCUCCCAUGCAAACAUAGGAAUUCGUUUCCACGCAGGUCACCACAAAAGAAGGACCGGAAAGAUUUGCUUGUAGAGGUGUUAGACCGCAUUUCUCUCCUCCUCGCGAAAGUAAAUGGCUCUGACGGCGUCAGUAGCAUUGGUGUGGAUACCCCCGAAACAUGUUCAGGGAAAGCACCAGCGCAAAAAGGAAUGGUGCAUUGUUCCAGCUGUUGUCCGAAACAAACAGUUACCUGCGCUGCUCCACGUGUCAAGACUCGUGUAGUGUUAGACGUGUGUCAGAAUUCAGCUCGGGCAUCUUUGAGGCAGGACGAAGAUUUCCAUAUGCAGCAAAAAAAUUGUGGAGUUUCAGAUCAAAGAUCCAGUGAGGCUCCCGGCCCUGCAACGCCUCCGAGGGACUUUCCAUCAGCUCCCUCGUCGUCGGCAGAAAGAAACUCUACACUGCUGAGCCCGCAAAAAAAUCGAAUUAUACCAAAAACCUGUCCGAACUGCGUUGCCGAGGGAGCCGCAAAAGCCGAGCAGGUAGCAACAGACCAGGAGCGCAGCGUUGCCAGGGGCUCAUCUCCUUGCCUCCAUCGGCGGCCAGUCAGCAGCAGAUCUCUACCGCAGCGCACAGCUCCUGAUGAUCUUGCUCGGGUCUCUUGGCUUGAAACUGGCCUCAAAAAACUGGUACAGGCAGAAGCAGAGCAAACGAAAAGGCUUCUCGAUGAUUGCCGGGAGCAGCUGGCGGCGAGGGAAGAUGCACUCAACAGAAAAGUCCUGUGUCAAGCCGCAGUCGCCAACCAACUUACAGCUUCUCCGUGCUGUGUACAGAAGAAAGUCACCUGCUGUGAUACAGCUGCAUUGCGAAAAGCCGCCUUAGUAGGGAACAGGGCUCGUCACCAGGCGGCUAUGCUUCAGGUGGCAACCCGGCAACUCGAAGAGGAAAUUAGGAAUCUGAAAAGACGAAUGACGACUCUAUCUACCAGACUGACACAGCAGAAUACGGUCAUUGCGGAUCGAGAAGCUCAGCUUAAGAAGGCAGAGAAGCAGCUCAAUCGGGAACGUCAAGUGUCCUCGCGGCUGCGCCGGUUCUAUAUGCAGACCUCACAUCGAAACAAGCAUUUGAUGAGUGAAAACAACGCCUUAGAGGAGACGUUGCUGGAUUUGGAACUAAAGCUGUGUCGGCCUCAAACGCUUUGGGCACUCGCGGAUCGCGGCCCUCUCGCGCCCUCCCGUACGGGAAAUUCGAUCCACACGCAGAGUGGCAGCCAAAGAGAGCCAACGGCGGCAGAUGCUCUUGCGCAAGCCUUGCUGAAAGAAAAAGAAGUGACUCAGCGUAUGCAGGCAAACCUUGACAGGCACACGGAACGUUUACUCGUGGACAUUGCCCGGAGAUCUCACACCAAGUGCCCCAUUGCUCAGCAGCGAGGAUGUCGAGAUGCAAGACCUAGCUCGGGAAUAAGUGUUGAGGCAAACGUAUCUGGUUUUCGAACUUAUCAGUACAAGCGACCUUGGAAGUCUGCGUGUGUGGAAUCAACUUCGAAGAGAGUUUCUCGUUCGUGUGAUUCCGUGUGUCCAUCCGCACGUUCUGAUGGUGAAGACGGGCAGGGGCGCAAGUCGUGUCUAAAACGCGUUUUGACUAAUCGCGCGCAAAAAGACAAUAAGAUGAUGCAACCGUUAGAUGGGCAGCACAUCUGUCGUUCUUUCCGAUCGCCAUGUAACGCCACCAGACCUAGCAGGAGAAGCCCCAGCUGUGAUAAAAAGAGCCCUUCGGGAGUGAAUCCGCUGAAGAACAAGGCCCAGUUUACCCAUCAGCUUUGCCGGGGUUGUGCGGCAGACGGUUGUGAACAGGAUCAAGACGCCACAAACGAUGAGAUCCGCGUUUCAGGACGGGGUUGGCCCAGUUCGUGCGAAGGAAACUCACCUGGGACCAGCGAAGUUCAAGUAUCGAUUCGGACACCUCGGAAUGUCAUUCAUGCUUGUGCUACAGUCUCACCCGCCAGCACGGCCGCGGUCCCUGUUGAUGGGUGUUGUGAAGAGGAAGAGCUCAGCGAAGCUGACUGCCGGCAGAGCUGUGGUCCACCCUCUGCUCAGCCAGCCUGCAUCCCCGACUCAAAGCCUCGUCAACGUUCACUUCCAAGAGAAAAAUGUUGCAGUCGAGCACUUUCUCCCCUGGAAGAUCCGAAUCCGAAUCAUGGGGACUUCGCAUUGGACGAAGCAAGGCCUUGCUGUGCUCUGUCGUUCGAGGAACUGCAACCCGUUUGUUCUCCUUUGACCUCCAUCUCCAGCACCGGUAAUGCGGCCUGCUCCGUUCCGACCCUGUUCCACGAAAGACGGCCACACGAGCCAUGCACUCUCCCCUCAGACGACCCUUGCAGGUCUCUAUCUGUGCACGCUCCUCGUCAACAACUACCUGCCUCUGAUGGUCCCUCUGCCUCAAUGCAAACUUCUCGGCCGCCGAGCCCCGCAACACGCACGCCGUCCCCCAGACUUCGCGACAACUCCUCUCGAGGACAAAGGCUUCGGACUUCGUCUCCAGAACCUGAGGGACAGAGAGAAAACCGAGCAGAUGGCGACUCGACGGCAGGCCUAGGAGCGACACAUCCGUGCGGUACCCGUUUUAUGCGAACUCCAGUGUGGAACACCGCCAGCCAAGAUUCGCUGUUGCCUUCGUCGAAGACCCCCCCUUCGAGUUCACUAUCUGAGGGCAUGGGCUCUCACCAAUACCACCCCCGGUCCGGCAAUCCUCUGCUGUUCCCUCCCCGACUCGGCGCAAGGCUUCAAAGCAGCGAUCUCGUGUCGAGCUGGAGCACGCCUGGCUCUUCAUUGUCUUCAGUUGAUUCUUCAAGCGUGGAACGCGGAUCCGGAGGCACAGAUCUCCCCUGUGUUAGUGGAAGUUCUAUUUCGUGCCUCGAUGCUUGUCGGUGCUUCCAACAGACACAUGACCACAGAUGCUGCGGAGUUCCUGCAACAAGAUCCUGCAGGCCUUGCGCUUGCGAGACUUCCAGUUGCCCGGCAACUGUAGCAGCGCUUGCAGCUCAUCGGAUGGACCGACCACACAGAGGCACCUGUUUCCAUAACUCAUGUUGCUGCGGUUGCAGCCAGCUACGAAAUAAGGGAGGUCCUGUCAUUGGUAGCACGGCCUGGGGCUGUCACAGUUCCUCUGGCCAGGCUAGCUUUCCAUCAGAGCCUUCGUCGUCUAUCUGCGGUAACGAUACCGCGGUACAAUUGAUGCCUUGUUCAUGCCCCGUUCUGCUGUCGUGCCCGGCACCCAGUCAACGGUGUAGCAGAAAGGAGGGAAAUGCCCUCGAGGGUUGUGUCUCCUGGGCACUGCCCCCCCAGGGGCAACUGUCGUUGGAGUCCGAAACUUAG